Messenger RNA from Recurvomyces mirabilis, 699 nucleotides. RefSeq lists its product as uncharacterized. The transcript is spliced from 3 exons. NCBI's taxonomy places the organism in Eukaryota, Fungi, Ascomycota, Dothideomycetes, Mycosphaerellales, Teratosphaeriaceae. Gene Ontology annotation, molecular function: oxidoreductase activity, acting on the CH-OH group of donors, NAD or NADP as acceptor. The coding region runs from base 1 to 699 and encodes 232 amino acids. The record is from RefSeq and is a predicted model, not a curated record.
AUGCCCAUCGCUGUAGUGACAGGUGCAAACAGCGGUAUCGGCCACGCCUUCGCUCGAUUCUUGAUGGACGAGGGCUACGAAGUACACGCCUGCGAUCGAGAAGUUGGCCCCCAACUCCAAUCACUCUCGCCAGCACAACUCCAUCAACUAGACGUGACCUCCCCAGCCUCCAUCUCAGCUUUCGCCAAGGAGCUUGAGGGGAAACACAUCGAUGUCCUCCUCAAUAUCGCCGGGGUCAUGUCACCGCCUGAGAAGGACGGGAUGGAGACUACGGACCUGGAAGUGCUGAAGAGGACUUUCGAGGUUAAUACCUUCGGGCCUUUGCUACUGACACAGGCACUCUUGCCGAAUCUAGUGCGGAACGACGGGUCAGUGGCUAGGGUGGGUAUUGUUAGUAGCAGAGUAGGGAGUAUUGGUGAUAAUAGUACGGGGGGGAGUUAUGCUUAUCGGGCGUCCAAGGCUGCUGUGAAUAGCAUCGGCAAGAGCCUAGCCAUGGAUCUCAAAAAUAAGAAUGUGGUAGUCAUCCUACUGCACCCGGGCAUCACGAAGACGAACAUGGUCGCUGGUCUGGGCGAGUUGCCUCCUGAUGCCGUAGAGCCCGAGGAAGCGGCUGGGAAGUUGUGGAAGGUGUUUGUGGGUAAGGGGAUGGAUGAGACUGGGACGUUUUGGCAUAGGGAGGGAUUUGAACUGCCUUGGUAA